Molecule: messenger RNA, 1108 nt
Organism: Nymphaea colorata (pocket water lily)
Lineage: Eukaryota; Viridiplantae; Streptophyta; Magnoliopsida; Nymphaeales; Nymphaeaceae
Product: leucine-rich repeat protein 1-like
Exons: 7
Coding region: 146-787 (213 amino acids)
Molecular function (GO): protein binding
Source: RefSeq, a predicted model, not a curated record
CGCUUAAUUUUUUCCUUUCACUCUUGCCUGCUGUCAAUGCCGUGCCGCUCAUUUGCCUUCUUUUCCACCCUAGACUCCUUUGUCUCUCUCCUUUUUCCUCUUUCUGCUUUGCCUUUUGGUUUGCUCUCCCUGCAUUCCUCACGCCAUGGCAGCCGGACGAGUUCUCUUCCCUCUGCUUCUCUUGUUCUUCUUCGCCUUACCGUCUUCCUCAACCAAUUCUGAAGGAAACGCUUUGUUUGCUUUGAAGAGAAGGCUUUCUGAUCCCAAUAAAGUGCUGCAGAGCUGGGAUGACACUUUGGUUAACCCAUGUACGUGGUUCCAUGUCACCUGUAAUUCCGAUAACCAUGUGAUCAGAUUGGAUUUGGGGAACUCUAAAAUCAGUGGACAUUUGGGACCUGAACUUGGACAGCUGGAGUACCUGCAAUAUCUGGAGCUUUAUGGAAAUGAUAUUAGUGGUACGUUGCCUGAGGAAUUGGGAAACUUGAAGAACCUUGUUAGCUUGGAUUUAUACAGCAAUCAACUUGAAGGACAGAUACCAAAGUCUUUUGGGAGGAUGAGAUCGCUGAAGUUCCUUCGUUUGAACAACAAUAAGCUCACGGGGCCAAUUCCAAGAGAGCUCACAGCCCUUUCCAACCUCAAAAUUUUGGAUGUCUCCAACAAUGACCUCUGCGGAACAAUCCCAACUGACGGUCCCUUUGUACAAUUUUCAUACCAGAGUUUUGAGAAUAACAAUCGACUGAAUGGACCAGAGCUUCAAGGGCUGGUAGCUUAUGAUUUUGGAUGCUGAAGGGCAAAGCUGGUAGAUGAGCUGAACAGCCUGAACUCUACCGUGGGUUGCAGGCUCUCUAAACUUAAAUAUAUAUGUAUAAGGUGGAAGAAGAAAUAACAGGUUUAUUUUGAAAUAUAUGUAAGGCAUAUAGGUACUUGUUAUACUUCUGAAAAAAGGGCAUAGAGAUGAUUCCCGAUUACUUCAACCAGGCUUACAAGUGCCCAAAGAUCGGCUUGCUCUCAGUCCAGUUCCAUCAAUGUCAGUUAUUUUUCUUGUAUGUUCCAAAUGGAAGUUCUACAUAUCUUUAAAUUUUGAAAGAAUAUGUUAUUGAGAAACUAA